Anguilla rostrata (American eel) is the source of this 504-nucleotide messenger RNA. RefSeq names its product ribosomal protein L28 (gene rpl28). Gene Ontology annotation, molecular function: structural constituent of ribosome. The record is from RefSeq and is a predicted model, not a curated record. NCBI's taxonomy places the organism in Eukaryota, Metazoa, Chordata, Actinopteri, Anguilliformes, Anguillidae. Gene Ontology annotation, biological process: translation. Gene Ontology annotation, cellular component: cytosolic large ribosomal subunit; ribosome. Bases 48 to 461 code for a protein of 137 amino acids. The transcript has 5 exons.
UCUUGUUGCAAGACGCAUUUUAAUAAUUUUUUCCAUUUUGUGUCAACAUGUCGUCUCAUCUGCAGUGGAUGGUGAUCAGGAACUGCUCCAGCUUCCUUAUCAAGAGGAACGGACAGACGUACAGCACCGAACCCAACAACCUGAAGUCAAAGAACUCCUUCCGUUUUAACGGACUUGUGCACAGGAAGACUGUUGGUGUUGAGCCAGCUGCUGAUGGGAAAGGAAUUGUUGUGGUUUUGAAGAAACGCGCAGGUCAGCGCAAACCUGCCACCUCGUUUGAGAAAAUCACCAUCAACAAGAACUCACGUGCCACUCUGAACAGCCUGCGCCACAUCAUCCGCAAGAACAACUACAGAAAGGAUCUGCGCAUGGCUGCUCUGCGUCGUGCUAGCGCCAUCCUGAAGAGCCAGAAGCCUGUGGUGGUGAAGAAGCAGCGCUCAAGAGCUACAAAGACCGCAUAAAUGUUUUCAUUAAGAAUCAUUUAAUAAAGUUCUGUUAAAUUGA